UAUACACAAGGCAUUCUAAAUUACUGCCUCAACCAGGCAGCUUCAAAAUUGUUCAGAUUUUAAACCUCUUUUUCGGAUCCCCAAGACGGUCAGGCCAACAUGAACUACUGCUGCUGCAGAUCGCACAGCGAUCGCACGGAGCCGAUGGCCUGUCUUCCGCAGUUCCCUCGUCUCCAGCGGGUCCAAAGUUGUAGGCCCUAUUUGGAGGGUCGCAAGGCCGCCAGCAGUUGUGUGUCGUGCGAGAGGCGAUGGGGUCAGAGGAACGGGGGAAUGAUCAACUUGCUGGCCAAUAUGGUGGGCAAAUCGACCAGCACCGUCUGCCAGUUCCUUCAUCAGCUGACCCUGCAGCUCUUCGCGAGAAUCCUGUAUCCCCUGAUGUUGGGCUGGAACACCCUCAAGAUACCUUUCGUCCUGCCCGAUACUUGCGAGCUUUACUACGGCAUAUUCGACGAGUGUGGCAAUUUGAGGAAGCCCAUACCCACCAGGACGUUGCUCAUCCUCAUCUCCAUGAUGCAGUACUUUUUGAACCUGCCCAAGGGAGGCAGGCGGAAUAACAAGUGUCCCGGAUGCAGGGAUAAGAUUGAUGAUCUCAAGAAUAUUCACAAUCCUGGUUAUUGUGGCAAGGAUGCCAUGAUACCAUUUUCGGAACAUAAUGCGAUUGCUGGAAGGGAAAAAUCGCCCGCGAGUGAAGUGUGGGCAGGACUCAGGCGAGUGGGUUACGAGAGGCGUGGCGAUCUGGAGAGCUAUCCCUCGGAUGAGUCUAUACCAUAUGGCUAUGCACCUGCGCGCUGUCCUUGCCAGUCGGGCUUUUAUAACGAUCAGAGGCGCGGACGGGGGAUUACGAAUCCCUAUGCAAAUAUGUCGCCGGAGAUGAGAGCCUUGGCCUGUGAGGAGGAACUGCGAGAUCCCAUGCUGGCUCCCGACUGCAUCCCGAGCUCUCCAGUGGCAAACCUGUCGCCCAAAGCAGCGCAACUGUAUCACAUCAGUCACAUCUCGGAUCUAUAUGCUGCAGUGGUACAAAAUCAACAUUCCAGGAAACUACUUGGAGAUGGAAGGCCACCAAAACCUAGAGUUAGACCCUGCACCGAGAACCGACGCAGAUUCUCCGGUGGUUUCAUGAUGCCCGAACCCUAUUUCAAUGGAAUGCCCUGGAGUUGGCUGCACCGGGAUCCGCAAAGAAUGGUCCGAUUACCAAGUGGAGGUCCCCCCAUGGCAGUUCCUCGUUAUAGACUACAACCAUUGGAUGAAGAUUACCACAGUUUUACAAAUAAAUACGAGGAUCAAAGCAGACAGGUUAACCCCUUCAAGGAGAGCAGUCUCUUGCCAUUUGAGAGUUUCCCACAAAAAAGAUUGCAGCCCUAUAGUUGGGAGAAAAAUAACAUGGAUCUUAGAGAACUGCUUCCUAUUAAAGAAAAAAGGAAAUUGGAGUGGGAGGAGCUCUUGUUGCGGAGAGUAAGUGAAACUAGGAAACCCCAGGAUACCUUUGAUUACUGGAGGGAGAUAAUGGAGAGAAAUCAGUUGAGAAGGUCAUUGAAUCAGGGAGCAAAGGAUAUGUUGACCAUACGGAAUCCCAUAUUUCGUAUAAAAAGAGAGAGAAGCUUUACUUCAACAGGAAAAGAGGUGUCCCGCAUGAUAAAAGAUAAAAGAAUUUGCGCCCCGAGAUCAACUCCGAAAAAGGAAAAUAAAUCUUUGGAAAAUAAAAAAGCUCUUACUACAAAGAGAGCAUAUCGCAACCCAAAUGGUGACAAUGGCAGAUCGAAAGAGAAUAAAAUCGAGUCCAUUUGGAGAAAACAGGAAGAUCCUUUUUCAAAGGAUUUAAUAAAGCAACAGAAAUCUAGAGAAAUAAAUAACAAAUCUGUUGACUAUGUACUGGGAUCUUCAAAGGUAAGGAAAAAUACCAAGCAAACCUAUCCUGAUCCCGAGGAUUACAGAAGAGAAAUAUCUAGAAAUCGACGGUACCAAAGAAAAACUGCCGGAGAAUGUCUUAUGCUUAUAAAGCCCGUUGAAAGUAUUAAGCCAAAGUCUCUACAUAUACCAGCUGAAGGUUUCGACCAGAAAAUCAAACCUAGAAGUUCAUCACCUAAAAGAUGUAUAUCUUCUGAAGGCGGAGAUCAGAUAGCAAAGCAGUAUAUAAAGAUCCAUGAAGAAGGAACCAAACCUAUGGGGCUUAUCAAAGGAAGUGAUGGUACCAAAAUAAUAUUUGAGCCCAGGGUAGCAAAGUCACCGGAAAGAACUUUAAGGAAAAAAAGAUUUCAGUCAAACGAUUUUAAAGAACAACCUAAAAAUAGUAAAAUAGAUAAGAUGGGUUCUCCAGAUCGUAUUUCAAGGCACAAGUCACACGCAACAGCUCCUAAUACUUUGAAGAUACAUUAUGGAAAUCCUAGGAUCAAAAAUAAUAAAUUCCUGGACAAAAGCGGCCAUAUCCGAACUAAAAUAUCCCAUUCAAAGGGGGAAACUACAGAUGUGCAAGUACUUAGUAACAGACGCAAGAGAAAAAGGUCGUGAAGAAAUUUGUAAUACGGCUAUGUUCAUUUAAUCUAUAUAGUGAAUAAUUGUUAUUAAGCAAAACCGUGAAUGAUUCCGGGGCCUGACCGCCUAUUAAAAUUACGUUUGAAGUGUGCACUUGUCUUCGCUAGAAA
Messenger RNA from Drosophila biarmipes, 2639 nucleotides. RefSeq lists its product as uncharacterized. The record is from RefSeq and is a predicted model, not a curated record. The coding region runs from base 100 to 2505 and encodes 801 amino acids. The transcript has a single exon. NCBI's taxonomy places the organism in Eukaryota, Metazoa, Arthropoda, Insecta, Diptera, Drosophilidae.